Messenger RNA from Sarcophilus harrisii (Tasmanian devil), 10616 nucleotides. RefSeq names its product tigger transposable element derived 5 (gene TIGD5). The record is from RefSeq and is a predicted model, not a curated record. The transcript has a single exon. Gene Ontology annotation, molecular function: DNA binding. NCBI's taxonomy places the organism in Eukaryota, Metazoa, Chordata, Mammalia, Dasyuromorphia, Dasyuridae. Gene Ontology annotation, cellular component: nucleus. The coding region runs from base 501 to 2519 and encodes 672 amino acids.
CGCCGCGUGCCCGGCAGAACGGGCCGGAGAAGGCGAGAAACCUUUGGGGUCCAGACUCAGGAAGAAGCGCAAGGGUGGGUGGCGCUAAGCCCUAGAGGCUUCUAAAGAGGCCAGUCGAUCUAAGAGGGGGCGUGGCUCGGCAGCUGCGCCUGCGCGGUUGCCUAUUGACAGAAAGCCGAGGGGCGAACGAUAGUCCGUGCGCCUGCGUCUGGGCGCGGGGAAGAAAGGGGAGCGAGUUUGAAGAACUUGGAGGGGGGGGGGAAGCUAAUGCUCUCCGCUUGGCCCGUCCUUUUUCUCCGUCGGGGGCGCUCAUCGCAGCUGGGUGGAGACAAAAGGGAAGAGCAGCGCAGGCGGGUGGCUUUCCCUCCGCCGGCCCCCUCCCCUCCGGCUCCCCGCCCAUUACGCGCGCGCCCCGCCUAUAACGCGCUUGCCGCGGCGGGGCGGACUAGGCGGCCCCGGGUAUAUGGCUUCCAGCCGCCUCCACCGCCGCCCUCGCCUCCAUGUACCCCGCGGGGCCAGCCGGCCCGGCCCCGCACCCUCGCCGCCGCCGGCCCCCGGCGCCCGCCCAGCCCGGGCCUCCGCUGCUGCCCCCGGAGGCGGGGGAAGGGGAGCGGCCGUCCCCGGGCCGGGGCCCCGUGCCCGCUGUGCCCGCUGUGCCCGCAGCGCCCCCGGGGGCUGGGGGCGGCCCCGGGGCGCCGGGCCUGACGGCGAAGAUGGCCUUUCGGAAAGCCUAUUCCAUCAAGGACAAGCUCCAGGCCAUCGAACGUGUGAAGGGCGGGGAGCGCCAGGCCAGCGUGUGCAGGGACUUCGGGGUGCCCGGAGGGACCCUGCGGGGCUGGCUCAAGGAUGAGCCCAAGCUGCGCUGGUUCCUGGAUCAGCUGGGCGGGGAAGUGGGCACCCAGCGGAAGAAGAUGCGGCUGGCCAACGAGGAGGAGAUCGAUCGCGCGGUCUACACUUGGUUCCUCACCCUGCGCCAGCAUGGCAUCCCGCUCUCCGGCCCUAUCAUCCAGGCCCAGGCGGAAGCCUUUGCCCGCCAGAUCUACGGGCCUGAGUGCACCUUCAAGGCUAGCCAUGGCUGGUUCUGGAGGUGGCAGAAGCGCCACGGCAUCUCUAGCCAGCGAAUCUAUGGCGAAGCAGAGCCCGCUCCUCCACCCCCUGCCUCAGCUCCCCCACUGCCCACCGUUAAGGCCGAGCCAGACCUUGUGGCCAUAGGAGGCCAUUCCUCGCCGAUGCCACCCCCGGCCCCCGCUGAUGGGGGCUACGGGGAUGAACAGAUUUACAAUGCCAAUGUCACUGGGCUCUACUGGAAGUUGUUGCCCGAGCAGACCGCCCCCCCGGGGGAAGGGGAGCCUGGAAAUAGAGGGCCCAAGUGGAGAGGGGACAGGGUCACGGUGUUGCUAGCGGCCAACCUGACGGGCAGCCACAAGCUGAAGCCCCUGGUGAUUGGGCAGCUGCCAGAUCCACCCAGCUUGCGACACCACAAUCAAGACAAGUUCCCUGCCUCCUACCGCUAUAGCCCUGAUGCUUGGCUCAGCGCCACGCUGCUCCGGGGCUGGUUCUUUGAGGAGUUUGUGCCAGGUGUCAGGCGCUACCUGCGGCGCAGCUGCCUGCAGCAGAAGGCUGUGUUGUUGGUGAAUCACCAUCCUGGACCAAGGCCGUCAGGCCUAUGGCCAUCCUCCCCAGGGGAGGGUGAGGAGGCUGGCAAACGGCAAAGGGCAGCUGGCAGCCUGGGCCCAGGGCCAGCCCUUUGUCAUCCUGAGGAGUUGCAGACCCCUGAUGGUGCAGUACGGGUGCUUUUCCUGUCUAAGAGCAGUUCCCGGUGUAAGAUUCCAGCACCCUUGGAACAAGGGGUGGUAUCUGCCUUCAAACAGUUGUACAAAAGGGAACUGCUGCGGUUGGCUGUGUCAUGUGCAGGUGGCUCCCCUCUGGACUUUGUUCGUAGCUUCAUGUUGAAGGACAUGCUCUAUCUAGCCGGCCUCUCUUGGGAUCUGGUCCAGGCAGGCAGUAUUGAACGAUGCUGGCUGCUGGGUCUCCGAGCUGCCUUUGAAUCCCGCCCUGAUGUUGAGGAACAGCUGGUCCAGCCCCACCCAGGAGCCUCUGGGGAGGAUGAGGAGGCAGAGGAACACAGCAAGGUCCUCAGUGACCUAACACAUUUGGCUGCCCUUGCUUACAAACGCUUAGCACCUGAGGAUGUGGCAGAAUGGCUGCACUUGGACGAUGGGGCCCCAGACUUGGGGGAGCCCCUAGAGGGUGGGGGGGAAGAGGAGGAGGAUGGGGGAGGUCGGGAACAGCCCUUCUGUGGGGGCUUCCCACCACUGGCUGGUCCACCCCAGGGGGAGGAGGAGGCUGGAACAGGAGGGCCAUCACCAGUCCCCACAGCUGGAGAAGCCAUUAGGGGUCUUGAGACAGCUUUACGAUGGCUGGAGAGCCGUGAUCCCAAAGAGGUGGGACCCUUGAAGCUGGUGCAACUUCGAUCCUUAAUUAGCAUGGCUCAGCGGCUUGGGGAGACAGGGCCCUAAUUAUAUGGAUCCUGAUGGCUGCUGGAAGGGCAAGACUUAGUUAGGUGCCUAGGACCUAAGUGACACCUUUUUACUUCUGCACCUUUAUAGGGGGAUGUUCAUUGGCUCCUAUAGCCUUCUUUCUUUAGAUAGUAUGGGCUAACCCCUGCAACAACCUGGGGAAUACCAGGAACCUCAGAGAUAGCAAUGGGGGAAUGAUACCUUACUCCUAAAGUCACCAAAGGGGACUGGACUGGUGACACUAGUGUCACUACCAGUAAUGGUCCAAAAUGCAACUCUUAGUCAUCAGCGAAGAAGCACAUGUUAGGAAUGUCAAAGGGAGGCAACUUCAGAGGACAGUUGUUUAGGAAGGGGUAGCAAAGAGCCAUCUUAACCACUAGUUCCCCCUCUCCAAAACUCACGUGUCUAUACACAGGAGCCUUGGAGGCUCUAUCAGGGAGCAGCUUUCACUGUGUUCACAACCUUAAUCUUUCUGAGGCUCCCCAAGCUUAGAGCUGUGGCAGUCCUCUUUGAGGGUGUGUACUUUUUUAAUGCCACACGUGAUAUAUCCACCCCUCACACAGAAGGCCUUUCACCCAUGUACCCUCUUCAUUUCCUUCUUGUCCUCUUCUGAUGGACUAUAUCCCACUAUAUCCUUAACUUCUUUUCUCCUCCUUCCCAGUCACAUGCACUGGAUGAGGGCCUACUUGUGCUUCCUCUUGCAAGGAGGAACCUGUGAGCCUUGGUGCUGGGGUUACCCUAGGGAUACCAUAGUUUUUUAAUCUUGAAAAUGGGGGGGAAAAACUGACCACUUUUUUUAUACAUAGUAAAAAAAAUAAAACAAAUCUAGAGCCAGUUUUAUAAGCCAGACAUAAUGAGGCACCAAGGCUAGAAGCUAGUGAGGGGUUAGCUCUAAAUUGAUCAAGGGAAUGGGAAAGAUGCUCCUUAAGUGAGGGAUUAUGACUGCCCUCCUGGAGCCAGAUGGGAAGGUGCCAGCCCUGAGUUAUUCCUAAACUGCCCUUGAGGGUUGAGCCAAGAAAUUUAGAGUGAGCUCACUUAGGGGUUUGAAGAAGGGUGUUUUAGUCUGGCUCUGAAUGGGGAGAAUUCUGUAGCAUUUGAACUGUCCUAGGAAUAAGUAUAGACCCCAGGAUACAUCCUUAGUUUCUGUAAUCAACUUGGGUUGUAGAUUUGUUCAACUUUUCUUGGUCUCUGGUUUUUGUGAAGGGUUUUGUGUGUGGUUUGGGAUUUUGUUUUUGUUUAAGAAAAAUAACACUUUCAACAGUUUUACUAUAGAUUAUUGGAGUGUGUGAAUUUGGGACCCCUCUGGGUCUCCCUCCAACAUAACUUGGAAAUAACCUAUUUUUUAAGUCCAGCAUGUUUGUGGUAAUCAGCAAUGGCAUAUUUUUUCCCUAUGUGCAAACUUUGUACCAACUGUGGGCUUUGAGAAAUUACCCAGUUUCUCUGAUCAAAGCUAGGGGAUUCCUUCUAGGAAUCAAUUACGGAGUUUUUAUGCUGUCAGUGAGGUGCUUUAUGCUGGAGGUGAGGAGAGUGGGUUCAGUAGAAGAAUCCUUAUUAACUUUGCCCUUCUCUAGAUCAAAUUGGUCUUUACCUGGAUUCCUAGUUAGUUGGAACAAGAUUCUUUGAUAAGAAUCCUCCUUCGUGGGUGGAUUUUCUUGUCAGAUAGUAAGUCUUUUGCAAAGUUGAGACAUGACCAUACCAAAAAGGACACAAAAUUAACAAGGGGCUGGGGUGCAGGUAGGAAGGUAGGAUUUGGUGUGAGUUUGGGGGGGAGCUUUACACCUUUCAUUUAUUUUCUAAACAAAAUAGUCUGUAUUAUAGAGUCUUGGAAAAAAAGGGAAAACUACCCCUGGUGCCUCUUGUAUAGUAGUUCAGAGUUCAUUGUAACUCAAUUGAGGCUGAGAAUAGGGUUUAAAGAGGAUUUGAAAGAAAUUUGUCUGGUGCUCACAGCUACUUGGUUAAUGUCAUCCUGGAUUUUUUCGGAGUGGACAGUAACCGUGUUCAGAUGCAAUUGAUUGGUAGUUAACUUUCUGACUCCUCAGCUAUUCUCUCUCUCCACUUAAUAAUUUUCUGCAACUCCCCCUCCUGCAGUCUUUUUUUUUUUUUUUUUUUUAUUACAAGUGAGAAUUUUGAAAAUAAGGAAUUGGUAUGGAGAAAUCUGUUAGAUGGAAUUUUGGAGGGAAAUAAAAAAAAUUUAUGCCUCACAGGUUCCCUUAAAUUAGUCACAAGUCAGUUUUCACGUGAUUCUUGAAAAGCUAUUUUCCUUUGAGACCAAGAGUCUGAUGAAUCCUCUCGCUUAAGAGAUCAGCAGGGUAGUAUAAAACACAUAGUAGUAUUUUGAAUGAAAGUGCCAUCAGCCUGAAGUUCAGUAUAUCUGGUCUUCAUUCAGCAAAAUUAUAUUAAGCACUUACUGGGUGCAAAGCCUUUUUGGGUGUUAGGGAAAAUACAAAGACCCUGAAUUCUUGGAGCUUACAAUCUAGUAAGGAGAUAAGACACAGGUAAAAUUAUCUCUAAUGUAAAGUGAUAAUAAAUAAUUAGAAAGGUACAAGGUGUAUCAUGAGAUCCAACUAAGAAAAAAGCCUUACUAACCAGAUGGCUCAUGAGAGUUUUCCUGAAGAAAAUAACAUUUGCAUAUUCUUUAGCUAUAGUUAUAGCUAUAGCUUAAAUUCAUGUAGCACUUUGCAAGAUGUGCAAAGUACUUUUCUGAUAUCUCAUUUGGUCGUCAACAAUCCUAAGAGGUUGGUGCUAUUAUCCCCAUUUUACAGAUGAAGAAAUUGAGGGUAAGUGAUUUUCCUGGAUCAGGAUUUGAUCUUCCUAACUUUGAGUCUUUAACCAUGGGUAGGAAUGUAAAUAGAUAAAGAGAGAAGAUGUAACAGACAUAAGGGUGCAUGAGCAUAGUGGCAGGAAUAUUGUUUGGGUGAUAAAAUUGUGUACUUGGGAUGAAAUAUAGAGGGGGAGUAUCUGAAACGGUAAGCAGUGCCAGAUUGUUUAAUUUUGAAUUUCAGUUUACAGUUGAAAACCACUGAAAAUGUUUAAGUGGAAAGGGGCUGGGACUUUUCUAUGCAAAGGAGAGAUUAUUCUAGCAAUAGGAUGAGGAAUGGAUUGGAGGAGAGAGAAGAGGAUGACUUGUUAGAUUAUCCUAAUGAUCUAUGAAAGUAGAUGGGAAUGUCAUGGGGGUGGAAGUAGAGGGAGUGGUAGUGGGAACAAACUGUCCAGUGUUGCAUAUCUGCUGCAGGAAUACUCUCAGCAACCAUGGGAUAUAAUUCUAAUUUGGAACUGGAAGGGACCAUCUAGUCCACACUGCUCAUGGAUCAGAGAUUGACUCUUACAGAUAGUGCUUAAAGUCUCCCAGGUAAUAAAUAGAAGACCUAGAAAUGGAACCCAAAGUCUUCUGGUUUAAAUCCUGCUUCCACUCAGCUCAGAAUCUCAGAACCUGACCUGGCAGAGGAGCCCUGGCUAUAAGAGACUAUUAGGACUUGCUAAAGGUAUGGGAUAUGACUGUGUGAUUUAGCUAUCUGAUCUGAGGUUUUAAAUUAAAUAGGACUUGGCAGGAACUUGUCCCCAGGCAAGAAGUUCUGGGUCAGACUUUUUGAUUGAUUUAUCUAUGACUACCUUUAGCUAUGUGAAGAACUUGGAAGUGCAGAGAAUCUUUUUCAUUGUAGAUUUUCACUUAUCUUGGUGGUGUGUGCACAUUCAGAUCCCCCACCCAGUGGAUGGAAAAGUUUGCUAGCACUUUGAUCAAUAUGUUGGCCAGGCUACAAGUUGAGUAAUAGCCUGUCACCAGAGAUAGUUGAAAUAGUUCUUUGCCAUUCACUGAGCCUUUCUGGUAGCCUCCAUCCUGUCCCUUAGCAGGCCUGGAUGCUGAGUAGCAUUCACUGAUUGACCAGACUUUUACCUAGUAUAAGUGGGGGCAGCAGAGUCUAACAGUCUGAGUUUGGAGUCAGGAUGCCAGAGUUCUGCUGCUAUUUGUGUGAUUUCUGGGGAGCUAUAUAAAGAGAGGUUUGAAUGAGAUAAGCUUCAGAGUGUCUCCUAAUAAUAAAUCUGGGUGUGGAGUCAGGAAGAUCCGAGUUCAAAUCCAACCCCAUUGUGUGGGGCUCAUUGAUUGUGUGACCCCUGGACAAGGUUACUUAACUCUGGCUCAGUUUUCUCAUCUGUUAAAUGAGCUAGAGAAGAAAGUAGGCACUCCAGUAUAUUUGCUUCAGAAAAUGCCAAAUGGGGUCAUAAAGAGUUAAAUACAACUGAACAAUGAUAAAUUCCAUCACCUUAAAAAUUAGUUAUUAUUCAUUGGUGUCUGAUUCUUUGUGAUCCAGUUAGUAUCUGAUGCCAGAUUUGAAUAAGUGUCUUCCUGACUCUACGCCUAGCACGCUCUCUAUUGCACCACUUAGGAGCCCAGAUAUUAGAAUGGUUUGCUAGCUCAUUUUAUAGAUGAAGAAAUUGAGGCAAAUAGUAAAGUGAUUUUCAGGAUCAUACAGCCAAUAAGUAGGACUAUAUUUGAACUCAGGUCUAGACAUUCACUUCUCUGAACCUUUGUUAUAAUGGAAUAAAAAAAGUAACUGAAAGAGCCUUGAGCCAAAAAUUGUGAGACACUAUCUUGGCUAUGCUCUUUAUUAUGGAUUGUAGAGGACAAGUUUCUCCACCUUAACCUUAAGUUUCCUCUUCUGUAAAAUGGGAAUAAUUACUUGCACUAAGUACUUCAUAGGAUAGUUGAGGUUCAAAUGAGUUCUUUUAUGUGGAGCUCUUUUAUAAGCUAUAAAAUGCUAUAUAGGAAAGCCAGCUGCUUCAUUUCUCUGGGUUUUAGUUUCUCCAAUUAUUAAAAAGAGAUUGGGCUAGCCUGGGAUGCCACAUUUUUUUAUUGAAAAGGAUCUUGUUUCCUAAAGGCUUCUAUUCUGUUGCAGACACCUUUAGUGGGGAGGAAGUGAGAACAACUCAGUCUGAGGCCAUGCUUGUAUCUGUAUAGGGCUGUCCUGAGGCACUGAUCCUUCCCUGGAAUUUCCGCAAGCAGCUGCUAAGAUAAAUAACUACUCUAGAAUAUCAGAUUUCUCUUUUCAGAAACCACAGCUAGAAAGCUAGAACCAACCUCAAGUUUUGGAAAAAUCUGAAUUUGCGGGCCAGACCCUGGGUUUGAAUCGUAACUCACCUAUUCACUACGUGUAUAAUCUUUGCUGAGUCAUCUCCCCCUUUGGGGCCACAUUUUCCCUCUGUAAAAUAAUAGGGUUAACCCAAAUUAAGACUUGCCAUGUCUAUCCUUAUAUAUUGCUAAAAAUGAUGGACAGAAUGUUCAUGUCAUUGCUUCCCUGUGGCAGAAGUGGGGCCUUUUCUUGGUAGCCCAACAGAGACAGAAUUCAGGGAUGCUAUAUUUUGAGGAUAGGAGUUCCAAUGACAGCAUUGGCAGAUAUUUCAGCUUUAUACUAGGGACUAUCCAGCAAUUUAAUAGUGGAGUCAGGACUAGACAACUCUGGUUUCCUGACUCCCAAAGCACAGUGACUUGUUUCCCCUCACAUUAUUGAAUUUGUUUUGCAGAGAGGGAAAGCAUCAAAACAAACUGUUACUGUUAUAGCUGUCAAAACCAUCAUUCUCCAGCUACUCAGCUCUGUCACCAUUUCAACUAGAAGCAUUCUUGACCACUUCACUUCAGUGAGAGUUUAGUCUGACAAACCUGUGGAGCAUAAGACUUUCGUGGCCCCAAUUCUACCUUCCCUUAGGGAACUUCCUAGCCAGAGGAAUGGACACAACCCUCUCCUAGAGAGUUUCCUAAACUCUGCUUUCUUCAAAUAAAAACCUGUUUAAGAGAUCAUUCAAGAAAAAGCAACUCUGGGGGUUAGACUAAAUGAUGGCACUUUCCCUUUUAAACCCUUUGGGCUAAGACCACAGAGAGAUGAAAACGACAAGGAGGCAGAUUUCAGCUUUGUGAAAAAAAACUUUCUAAUAAGAACUGAUCAGCAAAGCAGUAAGUUCCUUUCUCAGGUGGUAAGUUCCUUACCCCUGGAGCUGUUAAUAUAGAAGUUGGAUGAACACUGGCCAGGAAUGUUGUGGGAUCCUUACAGUCUUUCAAUGGUAUAAUUCCACACACUGUGAACAUCUUUCCCUAAGAAGAUCAUCCUAGCAAAGUAUGGUAGGUAGCAAGAAUUUCACUAUACUUGUAAUCAGAAGACACAACUAUUUGCCAAUUCAACUAUUUGUCUAAACUUAACAUAAACAAUGCAUUUCUUCUUUUGUUUACUCAGUUUUCUCAUAUGUAAAAUGAGAGCAGAAAUUCCGUUUUACAGCUCUAAAAUCUUGAUGACUUAUGGACUGGUUUGCUCUUUUUUCCAGCGGUUCAGGGAUUCAUCUUUCUAGGUGAAAUGCAACUAAAUCCUUUGCAUCAAGCCCUGACCUGUAUCAUUACGUUAAAAUCUUUACACAGUCCACAUUUCUAUCAUCUUAUUUGAUCCUCUCAACAAUUCCAUAAGGUAGGUGGUACAACUAUCUUCAGUCUACCAAUAAAGAAACUGAGACAGAAUGUGGCUUGUCAGUAGAUGGCAGAACUUGAAUCCAACUCCAAAUCCUUUCUCUCUCCCCCACCUUCUGACUAUACCACAACUACCUCAGUGUCAUAGCUUUUGAUGUUCUUGGAAUUGCAUGCCCAAGUAAUAGCCCCUCAGUAGUUUCAUGAUCCUCUCACAUACCCAAACUCUACUUCUCUUUCUACAAAAGUCUAGAAUAGGCUCUAGCCAAACAAAUUAAUUGCAAUACAGCAGGGAACUGAGGGGAACAUGGUGUAGUGAAAAUAACAUUGGCCUCAGGAGGCCCUGGACAUUAAUCCUAAAUAAUGUUACUUUGUAGCUGUGUAAUCUUAGGCAAGUCACUUCCCAAGAAAUUUGGAAGCAGAGGCCCUGGAUUGAAAUUUUACAUUUGGGGCAUGUCAUUUUUUAAGCUUUCUGAACUUUGAAUUUCCAUAUCUAUAAAAUGAGGGUGGUGACUCUUAGAUGACUUCUGAGGACCCUUUCAAUUCUAAAUUUAUGAUCCUGUGGUCCCCAGCAGGAAUCCUUAACUUCUUAGGACAAACAUUGUAGAAGAGACUGCUUUUUAGCAAAGAAUCCAGGGCCAGAGAGAUCAUCCACACUUCUCCUGUUAAGUCCAAAGGGAUAUUGGACUACCUUUGGUAGUGUGUAAACUGCAGAGGCAGCUUUGAGUUGGGGACAGGACAUGUAUAAGGUGGUCACCCUGGGUUCUGUCACUAGUUACCUCUUUUCUGUUUCCUUUUCUGUGAUAUGAGUAAUUAGAUGCCAUCCAAGGCUGCUUUUAGCUUUAAUAUAUUCUAAUUCUACCUUUGUGAUAUGGUCAUCCUUCUGUAAUAGGGAAUCUCCCACCUCCCAAGACAACAUUUUUGAAAAGCUUGUACCUGUUGCUACAUAUGAAGUGAAUGCUUGCCCACCUGGAAAUUACACUGGUCCCACCAGAUCAAGGAUCAACCACAAUCUAACCCAAAAGGUUUAUGACUCAGGGCUGUGACUUGGGAGGUCAUAUAGUCCAAAUCAUUUUGCAAAAAUCAAGCUUAAGAUUUGAAGGGUCUUCUCAAAAUCAUAUAGGUUUAUGAGUCAGGGCUGUGACUUGGAAGUCAUAUAGUCCAAAUCUUUCAUUUUACAAAUAUCCAGCUUAAGAUCUGAAGGGACUUCUCAAGAUCAUAUAAUUUGGAGAUAGAUGAGACAGGUUUCAGAUGCAGGUUCCCUGAGUGCCUCUUUCCACUAUACCACAGCUGUCUCUAUAAGUCCUGAUGGACUUGAGAAAAAAAUAAGCUCAGAGAGGUAUAUGAAAGUAGUGGGAGAAGAAAGGGUAUCUCUAUACAGGCUCUGCUUGGGCCUGAACAGGUAAUAAGCUAGGCAAGAAUAAACUAAUUCCUAUUUUGGUAGCUCUUGUGAAGCUCCUCACAAUUUCCUUGUGAACUUGGCAGGAUAAGAAUUUUAUAGAUGAACAGACUCAGAAAUUAAUGACUUGCCUGCCUUCACACAACUGUCAAAUGAAAGAUCUGGCAUUUGAAGACUCAUGACAUAAUGAAUCCAGUACUCUUUCCACUAUACCCUAUUGCCUCAUUGGAAAUAAAAUUACAGAAUUUGAGUUGGA